Messenger RNA from Hibiscus syriacus, 1272 nucleotides. RefSeq names its product GDSL esterase/lipase At5g14450-like. Gene Ontology annotation, molecular function: hydrolase activity, acting on ester bonds. The transcript has 5 exons. The coding region runs from base 16 to 1158 and encodes 380 amino acids. The record is from RefSeq and is a predicted model, not a curated record. Lineage: Eukaryota; Viridiplantae; Streptophyta; Magnoliopsida; Malvales; Malvaceae.
GAUAGAGGAGAAAAAAUGGAGCUUUGGGGUGUUUUAAUCACUGGGGUUUUAGUGUCCUGGUAUGUGUUGAGUGUAAAUGGGGGUAGCUUACCAUCAUGUGCAUUCCCUGCAAUUUACAACUUUGGUGACUCAAACUCAGACACUGGUGGGAUUUCAGCUGCUUUUGAACCAAUCCAAGCUCCUUAUGGCGUGCCCUAUUUUCACAAGCCAUCUGGUAGAGACUGUGAUGGUCGCCUCAUCAUAGACUUCAUAGCUGAGAGGGUUAAAUUGCCAUAUCUUCAUGCAUACUUGAAUUCAUUGGGAGCAAAUUUCAGGCAUGGGGCGAAUUUCGCCACCGGAGGAUCAACCGUAAGAAGGCCAAAUGAAACCAUUUAUCAGUAUGGGAUAAGUCCAUUUUCUUUAGAUAUGCAGGUUGUGCAAUUUAAACAGUUCAAAGCAAGGGCUGCUGAAAUGUAUAAUCAAGCUAAAUAUCCUUACGAAAAGGAUAAACUUCCUAGACCUGAGGACUUUGCAAAGGCGCUUUACACAUUUGACAUCGGCCAAAAUGAUCUCUCUGUUGGGUUUAGGCACUUGAGUUUUGAUCAAUUGCGUGCAGAAUUGCCGGAUAUCAUAAACCAUCUAGCAUCAGCAGUUCAACAUUUGUAUAAGCAAGGAGGGAGGACAUUCUGGGUACACAACACGGGUCCGAUCGGUUGCUUGCCGGUUAACUUUUUCUACAUACUUAAGCCUGACCCUGGAUAUGUUGAUCAGUACGGUUGUGUCAAGAAGCAAAAUGAAAUUGCUAUGGAAUUCAAUAGGCAGCUUAAGGACAGAAUCAUCAAGCUACGAACCGAGCUCCCUGAAGCUUCGAUUACGCUUGUGGACAUCUAUACCGCUAAAAUUUCAAUGAUUGCCAAUGCUAAGAAUCUAGGAACGGCGGAUCCAUUAAAGCCCUGCUGCGGAUAUCAUGUGAACUAUGAUCAUGUAUGGUGCGGGAACAAAGCAAUCAUCAACAAAACCGAAGUAUUUGGUGCUUCGUGCAAAAAUCCUUCUGCCUUUGUAAGCUGGGAUGGAGUUCACUACUCCCAGGUCGCAAAUCAAUAUGUUGCAGAUCGCACGCUCAACGGAUCGUUAUCAGACCCUGAAAUUCCAAUCACUCAAGCAUGUCAUAAGCAGUAAGACCUUUGAUUAUUGAAAAACCAUCGCUGAUUUGCGUUAGCGGAGAAAACAAUUUGGAGCACCAUUUUCAUGUAUUGAAGGUUUGUUACGUGCAAAUUGCUCUUGUAUGUCAUA